This is a messenger RNA of Myotis daubentonii (Daubenton's bat), 17321 nucleotides long. It is a transcript of the gene AHNAK, whose product is annotated as AHNAK nucleoprotein. Lineage: Eukaryota; Metazoa; Chordata; Mammalia; Chiroptera; Vespertilionidae. Gene Ontology annotation, cellular component: cytoplasm; costamere; nucleus. The record is from RefSeq and is a predicted model, not a curated record. Gene Ontology annotation, molecular function: protein binding. Gene Ontology annotation, biological process: regulation of RNA splicing.
CCUCCUCGCACGGGGGCCCGGCCACUCGGAGCAGCUCCGCCGCGGGGACUGCACCUCCCGCCUGCCGGACCCGCCCCGACCGGGGCUCGACGCCGCCGCCGCCGCACCGAGACCGCGGGCCGCGCGCCCUCGGCUGGGCUCCGGUGCUGAGCGCGCAGGCUGUGUGACCGGGACUCCGCGAGAGACUGAGGACAGGACCGAGGAGAGGACCGGAAGGAGGGGCGGGCUCCUGGCAAGGCAUUCGCUCCUGGACGAGUCCUGCAAAAGAUGGAGAAGGAGGAGGAGACAACGCGGGAGCUGCUGCUGCCCAACUGGCAGGGCAGCGGCUCCCACGGGCUGACCAUUGCCCAGAGGGACGAUGGCGUCUUCGUGCAGGAGGUCGUGCAGAACUCCCCUGCGGCCCGCACGGGGGUGGUCAAGGAGGGGGACCAGAUUGUGGGUGCCACCAUCUACUUUGACAACCUGCAGUCGGGCGAGGUGACGCAGCUGCUGAGCACCAUGGGGCACCACACGGUGGGACUGAAGCUGCACCGGAAGGGGGACCGCUCCCCUGAGCCGGGCCAGACCUGGACGCACGAAGUCUUCAGCUCCCGCUCCUCUGAGGUGGUUCUGAGCGGGGAUGACGAGGAGUACCAGCGCAUCUAUGCCACGAAGAUCAAGCCCCGGCUGAAGUCGGAGGACGGAGUGGAAGGGGAGCCUGGGGAGACCCAGAGCCGCACCAUCACGGUGACCAGAAGGGUCACGGCCUACACUGUGGACGUGACGGGCCGGGAAGGAGCCAAGGACAUCGACAUCAGCAGCCCUGAGUUCAAGAUCAAGAUUCCACGGCACGAGCUGACCGAAAUCUCCACUGUGGAUGUGGAGACCCAGUCUGGGAAGACCGUGAUCAGGCUGCCCUCGGGCUCGGGGGCGGCGUCUCCGGCCACAGGCUCUGCCGUGGACAUUCGAGCAGGCUCCAUUGCCACCUCGGGACCAGAGCUCCACGGUGCUGGCCACUCGAAGCUGCAGGUCACCGUGCCUGGGAUCAAGGUGGGAAGCCCAGACAUCAGUGUCGGUGCAAAGGGCUUGGACUUGGGCGGCAAAGGGGGGAUCCACGCUCCAGGAGUGGGCAUUUCGUCUUCUCUUGGCGGUGGGGCAAUAGAGGUUCAGGGCCCAUCUCUUGAGAGUGACAAUAAUGGGAAAAUUAAAAUUCCCACCAUGAAGAUGCCAAAAUUUGGUGUCUCAACAGGGCCCCAGCACCAGGCCCCAGAGGCAGGGUUGAGUGUUUCUGCACCUGAAUUCUCUGUGGGGCACAAGGGAGGCCAGCCAGGCAUGACCAUCGGUGGGAACAUCCAGGCCCCUCAGGUGGAAGUCAGUGCUCCCUGUGCCACGGUUCAGGGGCUUAAGGGGAAACUGAAGGGCCCCCAAGUUACCGGGCCAUCAUUUGAGGGAGACCUAGGCCUGAAAGGUGCCAAGCCACAGGGGAGCAUAGGGGUGGACAUCUCUGCUCCCCAAAUCAAGGGCACCAUCACCGGCCCCCAUGUGGAAGGUCAAGGCCCUGAUGUUGAUAUUCAUGGGCCUGGAGGCAAACUAAAUAUGCCCAAGAUGAAAGCUCCCAAAUUCUCUGUGUCAGGAUCUAAGGGAGAGGGAACUGGAAUUGACGUGACACUACCCACAGGUGACAUGACUCUUCCUGGGGUCUCUGGGGGCGUCAGCCUGCCCGAGGUUGCUACCGGGGGGCUGGAAGGGAAGCUGAAGGGUACUAAAGUCAAGACUCCUGAAAUGAUUAUUCAGAAACCUAAAAUCUCCAUGCAGGAUGUGGAUCUGAGCCUUGGGUCCUCCAAGCUGAGAGGAGAUAUUAAGGUUUCCGCUCCGGGAAUGCAAGGUGAUGUCAAAGGCCCUCAAGUGGCAGUUAAAGGCUCCAGAGUGGACAUAGAGACACCCAGCCUAGAGGGGACUCUGGUAGGACCGAAGCUGAGUGGUCCUUCUGGAAAAAUGGGAACCUGCAGUAUCUCCAUGGCAGACGUAGACUUAAAUGUGGCUGCACCUAAAGUGAAAGGGGGUGUAGAUGUCACCCUCCCCAAAGUAGAAGGGAAAGUCAAAGUCCCCGAGAUGGAUGUCAAAGGCCCCAAAGUGGAUGUCAGCGCCCCAGAUGUGGAACUUCAUGGCCCGGAAUGGAACCUGAAAAUGCCCAAGAUGAAAAUGCCCAAGUUCAGCACUUCAGGAGUCAAAGGAGAAGGCUCAGACAUAGAUGUAAAUCUACCCAAAGGAGAUGUCCGGAUUACGGGGCCCAACGUCAACAUGGAAGCUCCAGAUGUCAACAUAGGAGGCCUGGGGGGCAAACUUAAAGGUCCUGAUAUGAAGUUGCCUGAAGUGAGUGUCAAGACACCAAAGAUCUCCAUGCCUGACGUAGAUCUGCAUGUUAAAGGCCCCAAGGUGAAAGGAGAGUACGAUGUGACGGUACCAAAACUUGAAGGGGAACUGAAAGGCCCCCAGAUGGACGUUAAUGCCCCAGAUGUGGAUGUUCACGGCCCAGAAUGGCAUCUGAAGAUGCCCAAGAUGAAAAUGCCCAAGUUCAGUGUGCCAGGGCUCAAAGCAGAGGGCCCAGAUGUGGAUGUGAACCUCCCCAAGCCUGAUGUGGACAUUUCCGGGCCCAAGGUAGAUGUGACGGCUCCAGAUGUGAGAAUUGAGGGACCAGAAGGAAAAUUGAAAGGACCCAAAUUUAAGAUGCCCGAGAUGAAUAUCAAGGCCCCGAAGAUCUCCAUGCCAGAUGUGGACUUACAUUUGAAAGGCCCUAGUGUAAAAGGAGAAUACGAUGUUACGGCGCCAAAGGCUGAAGGUGAGAUUAAAGUUCCUGAUGUUGAACUUAAAAGUGCCAAGUUGGACAUUGAUGUUCCGGAUGUGGACGUUCAAGGCCCAGACUGGAACCUGAAGAUGCCCAAAAUGAAGAUGCCCAAGUUCAGCGUGCCGGGCUUCAAAGCAGAGGGCCCAGAUGUGGAUGUGACCCUGCCUAAAGCGGACAUUGGCAUCUCAGGACCCAAGGUGGAUGUUGACGUUCCAGAUGUGAAUAUUGAAGGACCUGAAGGGAAGCUGACGGGUCCCAAGUUUAAGGUGCCUGAGAUGAACAUCAAGGCCCCCAAGAUCUCCAUGCCUGAGGUGGACUUGCACAUGAAAGGUCCGAAGGUAAAGGGAGAAUAUGACGUUACAGUGCCAAAGCUGGAAGGUGACCUGAAAGGGCCAAAAGUAGAUGUCAGUGCCCCAGAUGUUGAACUUCAUGGUCCUGAUUGGAACCUCAAGAUGCCAAAGAUGAAAAUGCCCAAAUUUACCAUGCCCAGCCUCAAAGGAGAGGGUCCAGAAUUGGAUGUGAACCUGCCCAAGGCUGAUGUAGACCUUUCUGCACCCAAGAUCGAUGUUAGUGCUCCAGAUCUGAGCCUUGAGGGACCUGAAGGGAAGUUGAAAGGCCCCAAGUUUAAGAUGCCUGAGAUGCACUUCAAAGCUCCUAAGAUGACUCUGCCAGAUGUUGACCUCAAUCUUAAAGGACCCAAAAUGAAAGGAAACCUAGAGAUGUCUGCACCAAAACUAGAAGGUGAGAUGACAGUUCCAGAUGUGGACCUCAAAGGGCCCAGUGUAGACAUUAAAGCACCAGAUGUGGAAGGACAAGGUGGAGACUGGAGCCUGAAGAUGCCCAAGAUGAAAAUGCCCAAGUUCAGCGUGCCUGGCUUCAAAGCAGAGGGCCCAGAAGUGGAUGUGACCCUGCCCAAGGCUGACAUCGACAUCUCUGGACCCAAGGUGGACAUUGAAGCUCCAGACGUGAGCCUUGAGGGACCAGAAGGGAAGCUGAAGGGCCCCAAGUUCAAGAUGCCUGACAUGCACUUCAAGGCCCCCAAGAUCUCCAUGCCUGAUGUGGACUUCAACUUGAAAGGCCCCAAAGUCAAAGGGGAUGUGGAUGUGUCAGUGCCCAAGAUAGAAGGUGAAAUGAAAGUGCCAGAUGUGGACAUCAAAGGACCCAAAGUGGACGUUGAUGUCCCAGAUGUGGAUGUGCAUGGACCAGACUGGCACCUGAAGAUGCCCAAGAUGAAAAUGCCCAAGUUCGGCAUGCCAGGCUUCAAAGGAGAGGGCCCAGAAGUGGACGUGAACCUGCCCAAAGCUGACAUUGACAUCUCCGGACCCAAGGUGGACAUUGAAGCUCCAGACGUGAGCCUUGAGGGACCAGAAGGGAAGCUGAAGGGCCCCAAGUUCAAGAUGCCUGACAUGCACUUCAAGGCUCCCAAGAUCUCCAUGCCUGAUGUGAAUUUGAAUCUUAAGGGACCAAAACUAAAAGGAGAUGCGGAUGUGUCUUUGCCUGAUGUAGAAGGUGAAAUAAAAGUGCCAGAUGUCAACCUUAAAGGGCCCAAAGCUGACAUCAGUGCUCCAGAUGUGGAUAUUCACGGCCCAGACUGGCACCUGAAGAUGCCCAAGGUGAAGAUGCCCAAGUUCAGCAUGCCGGGCUUCAAAGGCGAGGGCCCAGAAGUGGAUGUGACCCUGCCCAAGGCUGACCUUGAUGUCUCAGGACCCAAGGUGGACGUUGAAGGUCCAGAUGUGAACAUCGAAGGCCCAGAUGCGAAACUAAAAGGUCCUAAAUUUAAGAUGCCAGAGAUGAACAUAAAGCCUCAGAAGAUACCAAUACCAGAUGUUGGUUUGCAUUUGAAAGGUCCUAAAAUGAAAGUAGAUUAUGACGUGACUGCCCCAAAAGUAGAAGGAGAGAUACAGACUCCUGAUGUCAACAUUAAAGGACCCAAAGUAGACAUUAAUGCACCAGACAUGGGAGUUCAUGGCCCAGACUGGCACCUGAAGAUGCCCAAGGUGAAAAUGCCCAAGUUCAGCAUGCCGGGCUUCAAAGGAGAGGGCCCAGAUGUGGAUGUGAACCUGCCCAAAGCCGACAUUAAUGUCUCUGGACCCAAGAUGGACAUUAAUGCUCCAGAUGUGACUCUUGAAGGUCCGGAGGGGAAACUGAAGGGCCCCAAGUUCAAGAUGCCAAGCAUGAAUAUACAGACACACAAAAUUUCUAUGCCUGAUGUUGGACUUAACCUGAAAGCUCCUAAACUGAAAACCGAUGUCGAUGUUUCCCUUCCUAAAGUGGAAGGAGACUUGAAAGUUCCUGAAAUAGAUGUGAAAGCCCCUAAGGUGGAUGUGGAUGUUGGAGAUAUUGAUAUUGAAUGUCCUGAAGGAAAGAUAAAAGGCCCUAAGUUUAAGAUGCCAGACAUGCACUUCAAGGCCCCCAAGAUCUCCAUGCCUGAUGUGGACUUACACUUGAAAGGCCCCAAGGUCAAAGGGGAUGUGGAUGUCUCUGUGCCCAAGAUAGAAGGUGAAAUGAAAGUGCCAGAUGUGGACCUCAAAGGGCCCAAAGUGGACGUCGAUGUCCCAGAUGUGGAUGUGCAUGGACCAGACUGGCACCUGAAGAUGCCCAAAGUGAAGAUGCCCAAGUUCAGCAUGCCAGGCUUCAAAGCAGAGGGCCCAGAAGUGGAUGUGCACCUGCCCAAGGCUGACAUCGAUGUCUCCGGACCCAAGGUUGACAUUGAAGCCCCAGACGUGAGCCUUGAGGUACCAGAAGGGAAGCUGAAGGGCCCCAAGUUCAAGAUGCCUGACAUGCAUUUCCAUGCCCCCAAGAUCUCCAUGCCUGAUGUGGACUUACACUUGAAAGGCCCCAAAGUCAAAGGCGAUGUCGAUGUGUCUGUGCCGAAACUGGAGGGAGAUUUGAAGGGCCCCAGGGUGGAUGUGGAGGUGCCUGACGUUGAUCUCGAAUGUCCUGAUGCAAAGUUGAAAGGGCACAAGUUUAAGAUGCCAGACAUGCACUUCAAGGCCCCCAAGAUCUCCAUGCCUGAUGUGGACUUCCACUUGAAAGGCCCCAAAGUCAAAGGGGAUGUGGAUGUGUCAGUGCCCAAGAUAGAAGGUGAAAUGAAAGUGCCAGAUGUGGACAUAAAAGGGCCCAAAGUGGACGUUGAUGUCCCAGAUGUGGAUGUGCAUGGACCAGACUGGCACCUGAAGAUGCCCAAGAUGAAAAUGCCCAAGUUCGGCAUGCCAGGCUUCAAAGCAGAGGGCCCAGAAGUGGACGUGAAUCUUCCCAAGGCUGGCAUUGACAUCUCCGGACCCAAGGUUGACAUUGAAGCCCCAGACGUGAGCCUUGAGGUACCAGAAGGAAAGCUGAAGGGUCCCAAGUUCAAGAUGCCUGACAUGCAUUUCCAUGCCCCCAAGAUCUCCAUGCCUGAUGUGGACUUACACUUGAAAGGCCCCAAAGUCAAAGGCGAUGUCGAUGUGUCUGUGCCGAAACUGGAGGGAGAUUUGAAGGGCCCCAGCGUGGAUGUGAAGGUGCCUGACGUUGAUCUCGAAUGUCCUGAUGCAAAGUUGAAAGGGCACAAGUUCAAGAUGCCUGACAUGCACUUCCAUGCCCCCAAGAUCUCCAUGCCUGAUGUGGACUUCAACUUAAAGGGGCCUAAAAUUAAAGGAGACUUUGAUGUUUCAGCCCCAAAGAUGGAAGGAGAGCUAAAGGGUCCAGAAUUGGAUGUUAAGGGCCCCAAAUUGGAUGUUGACAUGCCAGAUGUAGCUGUGGAAGGCCCAGAUGGCAAAUGGAAAAGUCCUAAAUUCAAGAUGCCAGACAUGCAUUUUAAAGCUCCUAAAAUCUCCAUGCCAGACGUUAAUCUACACUUAAAAAGCCCCAAGGUCAAGGGAGAGGUGGAUGUCGAUGUUCCCAAAUUGGAAGGUGACAUCAGUGGGCCAGAUAUCGACAUUGAAGGACCUGAGGGCAAAUUGAAAGGCCCCAAGUUCAAGAUGCCUGACAUGCAUUUCAAAGCCCCAAAUAUAUCUAUGCCUGAUGUGGACCUAAAUCUGAAAGGACCGAAAAUCAAGGGGGAUGUCGAUGUGUCUGUGCCUGAAGUAGAAGGUAAAAUUAAAGUACCAGAUGUGAAUGUCAAGGGCCCCAAAGUAGACAUAAGUGCUCCUGAAGUUCAUGGCCCAGACUGGCACCUGAAGAUGCCCAAGAUGAAAAUGCCCAAGUUCAGCAUGCCAGGCUUCAAAGCAGAGGGCCCAGAAGUGGACCUGAAUCUUCCCAAGGCUGGCAUUGAUGUCUCAGGACCCAAAGUUGACAUUGAAGCCCCAGAUGUGAGCAUUGAGGGUCCAGAGGGAAAAAUCAAGGGGCCUAAAUUUAAGAUGCCAGAGAUGAACAUCAAAGCCCCAAAGAUCUCCAUGCCUGAUGUAGAUUUACAUUUGAAAGGUCCUAAGGUCAAAGGAGACAUAGACCUUUCCCUGCCGAAGGUGGAAGGUGACCUCAAGGGCCCCAAAGUGGACAUUGAUGCCCCAGAUGUGGAUGUUCAAGGCCCAGACUGGCACCUGAAGAUGCCCAAGAUGAAAAUGCCCAAGUUCAGCAUGCCAGGCUUCAAAGGAGAGGGCCCAGAAGUGGACGUGAACCUGCCCAAGGCUGAUAUUGACAUCUCCGGACCCAAGGUUGACAUCGAAGCCCCAGACGUGAACAUUGAGGGCCCAGAAGGAAAACUGAAGGGCCCUAAGUUCAAGAUGCCUGACAUGCACUUCCAUGCCCCCAAGAUCUCCAUGCCUGAUUUGCAUCUGAAAGGUCCCAAAGUCAAGGGUGAUAUGGACGUUUCUCUGCCUAAAGUGGAAGGCCCUGAAGUUGACAUCAAGGGCCCCAAAGUGGACAUUGCUGCACCAGAUGUGGAUGUGCAAGGGCCAGACUGGCACCUGAAGAUGCCCAAAGUGAAAAUGCCCAAGUUCAGCAUGCCAGGCUUCAAGGGAGAGGGCCCUGAAGUGGAUGUGACCCUGCCCAAAGCUGAUAUCGAUGUCUCAGCACCCAAAGUGGACCUUGAAUGUCCUGAUGUGAAUAUUGAAGGGCCUGAAGGAAAGUGGAAAAGUCCAAAAUUUAAGAUGCCUGAUAUGCAUUUUAAGACACCAAAGAUCUCCAUGCCAGAUAUUGAUCUUAACCUAACAGGACCCAAAAUAAAAGGCGAUAUGGAUGUCACAGGUCCCAAGAUCGAGGGAGAUCUGAAAGGUCCUGAAGUUGACCUCAAAGGCCCCAAAGUGGACAUUGAUGCCCCAGAUGUGGAUGUUCACGGCCCAGACUGGCACCUGAAGAUGCCCAAGAUGAAAAUGCCCAAGUUCAGCAUGCCAGGCUUCAAAGCAGAAGGCCCAGAAGUGGAUGUGAACCUCCCCAAGGCUGACAUUGAUGUAACUGGACCCAAGGUGGACAUUGAGGGCCCUGAUGUUAACAUUGAAGGGCCAGAAGGAAAGUUGAAAGGUCCUAAGUUCAAGAUGCCUGAGAUGAACAUCAAGGCCCCCAAGAUCUCCAUGCCUGACUUUGACAUGCAUCUGAAAGGUCCCAAAGUAAAGGGUGAUGUUGACGUUUCUCUGCCUAAAGUUGAAGGCCCUGAAGUUGACAUCAAGGGCCCCAAAGUGGACAUCGAUGUCCCAGACGUGGAUGUUCACGGCCCAGACUGGCACCUGAAGAUGCCCAAGGUGAAAAUGCCCAAGUUCAGCAUGCCAGGCUUCAAAGGAGAGGGCCCGGAAGUGGAUGUGAACCUGCCCAAGGCUGACAUCAGUGUCUCAGGACCCAAGGUGGACAUCGAAGGUCCUGACGUGAAUAUCGAAGGCCCAGAUGCGAAACUGAAGGGCCCCAAGUUCAAGAUGCCUGAGAUGAACAUCAAAGCUCCGAAGAUCUCCAUGCCUGACAUUGAUCUGAAUCUGAAAGGCCCCAAAGUGAAAGGUGAUGUGGACGUGUCUUUACCAAAAGUGGAAGGUGAGAUUAAAGUUCCUGAAGUGGAUAUUAAAGGCCCUAAAGUGGACAUUGAUGCCCCAGAUGUGGAUGUUCAUGGCCCAGACUGGCAUCUGAAGAUGCCCAAGGUGAAAAUGCCCAAGUUCAGCAUGCCGGGCUUCAAAGGAGAGGGCCCAGAAGUGGAUGUGAACCUGCCCAAAGCUGACCUUGAUGUCUCAGGACCCAAGGUGGACAUUGAAGGUCCAGAUGUGAAUAUCGAAGGCCCAGAUGCGAAACUGAAGGGCCCCAAGUUCAAGAUGCCUGAGAUGAACAUCAAAGCUCCGAAGAUCUCCAUGCCAGAUUUGGACCUUAAUCUUAAAGGCCCUAAAAUGAAAGGAGAGGUGGAUGUUUCACUUCCAAAUGUAGAAGGUGAUUUGAAAGGGCCUACUCUUGAUAUCAAGGGCCCGAAGGUAGAUCUAGACGCUCCGGCUGUUGACAUUCAUGGUCCAGAAGGCAAACUAAAAGGCCCCAAAGUGAAGAUGCCUGACAUGCAUGUAAACAUGCCCAAGAUCUCCAUGCCAGAAAUUGACCUGAAUUUGAAAGGUUCAAAGCUUAAGGGAGAGGUUGAUGUUUCUGGGCCCAAAUUAGAAGGUGACAUUAAAGCUCCCAAGUUGGAUGUAAAGGGCCCAGAAGUGGACAUUUCUGGUCCUAAGCUCAAUAUUGAAGGCAAGUCAAAGAAAUCUCGUUUUAAGCUUCCCAAAUUUAAUUUUUCGGGCUCCAAAGUCCAGACACCUGAGGUGGAUGUCAAAGUUAAAAAGCCAGAUAUUGAUGUAACAGGCCCGAAAGUUGACAUCCACGCUCCUGAUGUCGAAGUCCAAGGAAAAGUAAAAGGCUCCAAGUUCAAAAUGCCUUUCCUGAGUAUUUCAUCCCCUAAAGUUUCUAUGCCUGAUGUAGAGUUAAACCUGAAAAGUCCUAAAGUUAAAGGAGACCUGAAUGUGGCAGGCCCUGAUGUAGAAGGUGACUUUAAAGGACCCCAAGUGGAUAUUAAGGCACCAGAAGUCCAUCUUGAUGCACCUGAUGUGGAUGUGCACGGUCCAGACUGGAAUUUGAAAAUGCCCAAGAUGAAAAUGCCCAAGUUUGGCGUGCCUGGCUUCAAAGCAGAAGGGCCAGAUAUGUCUGUGGAUCUGCCGAAAGGAGAUAUCAACAUAGAGGCUCCCAAAAUGGACAUUGAGGGCCCAGAAAUCAAUGUGGAAGGUCUAGAAGGAGGCUUAAAAGGUCCCAGACUCAAGAUGCCUGACAUGAAUAUUAAAGCUCCCAAGAUCUCCAUGCCUGACAUUGAUUUAAAUCUGAAGGGUCCCAAGGUAAAAGGUGAUGUGGAUGUUUCUCUUCCCAAAGUGGAAGGAGAGCUGAAAGGUCCAGGGAUUGACAUCAAAGGGCCCAAAGUGGACAUCGAUGCCCCUGAUGUAGACGUUCAUGGCCCAGACUGGCACCUGAAGAUGCCCAAGGUGAAGAUGCCCAAGUUCAGCAUGCCGGGCUUCAAAGCAGAGGGCCCAGAUGUGGACGUAAACCUUCCCAAGGCCGACAUUGAUGUUCCUGAUGUGAGUCUCGAAGGCCCAGAUGCGAAACUGAAGGGCCCCAAAUUCAAGAUGCCUGAGAUGAACAUCAAAGCCCCCCAAAUCUCCAUGCCUGACCUUGAUCUGAAGCUGAAGGGCCCAAAAAUGAAGGGCGAUGUGGACGUGUCUUUGCCAAAAGUGGAAGGUGACCUAAAGGGCCCUGAGGUGGACAUCAAGGGCCCCAGAGUGGACAUUGACACUCCUGACAUUAACAUUGAAGGCCCAGAGGGGAAAUUGAAGGGGCCUAAAUUCAAGAUGCCAGAGAUGCACCUAAAGGCUCCCAAGCUCUCCAUGCCUGACAUUGACUUAAACCUGAAAGGCCCCAAGGUGAAGGGUGAUGUGGACGUUUCUCUUCCCAAGAUGGAAGCGGAUCUGAAAGGCCCUGAGAUUGACAUCAAAGGUCCAAAAGUGGACAUGAAUGCCCCUGAUGUGGACGUCCAUGGCCCAGACUGGCACCUAAAGAUGCCCAAGGUGAAGAUGCCCAAGUUCAGCAUGCCGGGCUUCAAAGGAGAGGGCCCAGAAGUGGAUGUGAACCUGCCCAAAGCUGACAUCGAUGUCUCAGGACCCAAGGUGGACCUGGAAGGCCCUGACAUGAAUAUUGAGGGACCUGAGGGAAAGCUGAAAGGUCCUAAGUUCAAAAUGCCGGAGAUGAACAUCAAGGCCCCCAAGAUCUCCAUGCCUGACUUCGAUUUGCAUCUGAAAGGUCCGAAGGUCAAAGGAGAUGUGGAUGUUUCCCUGCCUAAGGUGGAAGGUGAUCUGAAAGGCCCCGAAGUUGACAUCAAGGGCCCCAAAGUGGACAUUAAUGCACCAGAUGUGGAUGUUCAUGGCCCAGACUGGCACCUGAAGAUGCCCAAGAUGAAAAUGCCCAAGUUCAGCAUGCCAGGCUUCAAAGCAGAGGGCCCAGAUGUGGAUGUGAACCUCCCCAAGGCUGACCUUGAUGUCUCAGGACCCAAAGUAGAUGUUGAAAUGCCAGAUGUCAAUAUCGAAGGUCCAGAUGCAAAACUGAAGGGCCCCAAGUUCAAGAUGCCAGAGAUGAACAUCAAAGCCCCCAAGAUCUCCAUGCCUGACUUUGAUUUGCAUCUGAAAGGUCCUAAGGUGAAAGGUGAUGUGGAUGUUUCUCUGCCUAAGGUGGAAGGUGACUUAAAGGCCCCUGACGUUGACAUCAAGGGCCCCAAAGUGGACAUCGAUGUCCCAGAUGUGGACGUUCAAGGCCCAGACUGGCACCUGAAGAUGCCCAAGGUGAAGAUGCCCAAGUUCAGCAUGCCAGGCUUCAAAGGCGAGGGCCCGGAAGUGGAUGUGACCCUGCCCAAGGCUGACCUUGAUGUCUCAGGACCCAAGGUGGACAUAGACACUCCUGACAUUGACAUUCAUGGCCCAGAAGGGAAACUCAAGGGCCCCAAGUUCAAAAUGCCUGACCUGCAUCUCAGAGCACCCAAGAUCUCCAUGCCUGAAGUCGACCUGAACCUGAAGGGUCCUAAAGUGAAGGGCGAUGUGGACGUUUCUCUGCCCAAAGUGGAAGGUGACCUCAGGGGCCCUGAACUUGACAUCAAAGGCCCCAAAGUGGACGUCGAUGUCCCUGACGUGGACAUGCACGGUCCCGACUGGCACCUGAAGAUGCCCAAGGUGAAGAUGCCCAAGUUCAGCAUGCCGGGCUUCAAAGGAGAGGGCCCAGAUGUGGAUGUGAACCUGCCCAAGGCCGACUUUGAAGGUCCAGAUGUGAGUCUCGAAGGCCCAGAUGCGAAACUGAGGGGCCCCAAGUUCAAGAUGCCUGAGAUGAACAUCAAAGCUCCCAAGAUCUCCAUGCCUGACCUUGACUUGAACCUGAAAGGUCCCAAAGUAAAGGGCGAUGUGGAUGUUUCCCUGCCUAAGGUGGAAGGUGACCUCAAGGGCCCUGGAAUUGACAUCAAAGGCCCUAAAGUGGACGUCGAUGUCCCAGAUGUGGACGUCCACGGUCCCGACUGGCACCUGAAGAUGCCCAAGGUGAAGAUGCCCAAGUUCAGCAUGCCGGGCUUCAAAGGAGAGGGCCCAGAUGUGGAUGUGAACCUGCCCAAAGCCGACUUUGAAGGUCCAGAUGUGAGUCUCGAAGGCCCAGAUGCGAAACUGAAGGGCCCCAAGUUCAAGAUGCCAGAGAUGAACAUCAAAGCUCCCAAGAUCUCCGUGCCUGACUUUGACUUAAGCCUGAAAGGGCCAAAGGUGAAGGGCGAUGUGGACCUUUCACUGCCUAAGGUGGAAGGUGAUCUGAAAGGGCCAGAGGUGGACAUUGAAGGUCCUGAAGGGAAACUCAAAGGCCCCAAGUUUAAGAUGCCUGAUGUGCAUUUCAAAACCCCACAAAUCUCCAUGAGUGACAUUGAUUUGAACUUGAAAGGACCUAAAGUAAAAGGAGAUUUGGACCUUUCCGUUCCUAAACUGGAAGGAGACCUGAAAGGCCCCAAAGUGGAUAUUAAAGGCCCUAAGCUGGACAUAGACACUCCUGACAUUGACAUUCAUGGCCCAGAAGGGAAACUCAAGGGCCCCAAGUUCAAAAUGCCUGACCUGCAUCUCAGAGCGCCCAAGAUCUCCAUGCCUGAAGUCGACCUGAACCUGAAGGGUCCUAAAGUGAAGGGCGAUGUGGACGUUUCUCUGCCCAAAGUGGAAGGUGACCUCAGGGGCCCUGAACUUGACAUCAAAGGCCCCAAAGUGGACGUCGAUGUCCCUGACGUGGACAUGCACGGUCCCGACUGGCACCUGAAGAUGCCCAAGGUGAAGAUGCCCAAGUUCAGCAUGCCGGGCUUCAAAGGAGAGGGCCCGGAAGUGGAUGUGAACCUGCCCAAAGCUGACAUCAGUGUCUCAGGACCCAAGGUGGACAUUGAAGGUCCAGAUGUGAAUAUCGAAGGCCCAGAUGCGAAACUGAAGGGCCCCAAGUUCAAGAUGCCUGAGAUGAACAUCAAAGCUCCGAAGAUCUCCAUGCCAGAUCUUGAUCUGAACCUGAAGGGCCCCAAAAUGAAGGGCGAUGUGGAUGUUUCUUUGCCUAUGGUGGAAGGUGACCUCAAGGGCCCUGGAAUUGACAUCAAAGGCCCCAAAGUGGACAUCGAUGUCCCUGACGUGGACAUGCAUGGUCCCGACUGGCACCUGAAGAUGCCCAAGGUGAAGAUGCCCAAGUUCAGCAUGCCUGGCUUCAAAGGAGAGGGCCCAGAUGUGGAUGUGAACCUGCCCAAAGCUGACUUUGAUGUCUCAGCACCUAAGAUGGACAUUGAAGGUCCAGAUGUGAAUAUCGAAGGCCCAGAUGCGAAACUGAAGGGCCCCAAGUUCAAGAUGCCUGAGAUAAACAUCAAAGCUCCCAAGAUCUCCAUGCCUGAUGUUGACCUAGAUUUGAAGGGACCCAAAGUCAAAGGAGAUUUUGAUGUGUCUGUCCCUAAGAUUGAAGGUACUUUCAAAGGCCCAGAAGUAGACUUGAAAGGGCCAGGUCUGGAUUUUGAAGGCCCUGAUGCCAAACUCAGUGGCCCACAUUUGAAGAUGCCAUCACUGGAUAUAUCUGCCCCUAAAGUAACUGUUCCUGAUGUUGAUUUGCAUCUCAAGACACCCAAAAUAGGAAUUUCUGGGCCCAAAUUAGAAGGCGGUGAACUGGACCUUAAGGGGCCUAAAGUUGACUUAGAAGCUCCAACCUUAGAUGUACACAUGGAGAGCCCGGAUGUUAACCUUGAGGGGCCAGAUGUUAAAAUUCCCAAACUUAAGAAACCCAAGUUUGGAUUUGGGGCAAAAGGCCCCAAGGCUGACUUCAAGUCACCCUCGGUCGAUGUGACGGUUCCUGAGGCAGAGCUGGACGUCGAGACUCCUGAAAUUAGUGUCGGUGGCAAAGGCAAGAAAAGUAAGUUUAAAAUGCCUAAGAUUCACAUGAGUGGUCCCAAAAUUAAAACCAAGAAACAAGGAUUUGAUUUGAAUGUUCCUGGCGGCGAAAUUGAUGCCAGUCUCAAGGCUCCUGAUGUAGACGUGAAUGUUGCCGGGCCGGAUGCCACACUUAAAGUCGAUGUGAAAUCUCCUAAAACCAAGAAACCUAUGUUUGGAAAGAUGUACUUCCCUGAUGUAGAAUUUGACAUUAAAUCAUCUAAAUUUAAAGCGGAGGCCUCCCUCCCUAGCCCCAGACUGGAGGGCGAAAUCCAGGCCUGUGACCUGGAUAUUUCCGCGCCAGGGAUGAAUGUGGACGCACCUGACAUCCACGUUGAAGGCCCAGAUGCUAAAGUCAGGGCACCGUCCUUCGGCAUUUCUGCCCCUCAAGUCUCCGUCCCCGAUGUGAACGUGAGCUUGAAAGGACCAAAGAUAAAGGGUGAUGUCUCCAGUGUGGGCCUGGAAGGACCAGACAUAGAUCUGCAAGGUCCAGAAACGAAAAUCAAGUUCCCCAAGUUUUCGAUGCCCAAGAUCGGCGUCCCCGGCGUGAAAACGGAGGGUGGGGGGGCGGAGGUCCAGCUGCCCUCGCUUGAAGGAAGCUUGAGCGCACCGGGGGUUAAGCUGGAAGGGCCUGGUGUGUCUCUGAAGGGGUCAAGAGUCGACUUGCCCUCCGUGAACCUCUCUAUGCCAAAAGUCUCUGGACCUGACCUCGACCUGAACUUGAAAGGACCAAGUGUGAAGGGAGACCUGGCUGUCUCUGGUGACAUCAAGUGCCCUAAAGUAUCAGUAGGUGCUCCGGAUCUAAACUGGGAGGCACCUGAAGGUGGCCUUAAACUCCCCCAAAUGAAGCUGCCCCAGUUUGGCAUCUCCACUCCAGGGUCUGACUUGGACGUUAACAUCAAGGGGCCCCAGGUGACCGGAGAACUGAAGGGGCCAGGCAUGGAUGUGAGCCUCGGAGGCCUCAACGUGAAAGGGCCUCAAAUCUCGGCACCGGACGUGGACUUGAACUUGGAAGGACCAAAAGUGAGAGGGAGCCUCGGGGGCACUGGGGAGCUGCAAGGGCCCUCCGUCGGAGGAGGGCUCCCGGGCGUGAGUGUUCACGGCCUGGAGGGGAACCUCCACAUGCCUGGCAUCAAGGCCCCAGCGUGCGGUCUGGAGCUGCAGGGGGGGAAGGUGAGACUCCCCACGGGGCAGGUUUCUGGCCCUGAAAUCAAAGGCGACCUGAAAGGCUCAGGGAUCGGUGUCCACGGGGCCGCUCCCGACAUGAGCGUGAAGGGACCUUCGUUUGCUAUGGCGUCUCCUGAGUCCGAGCUUGGUGUCAGCUUGAAGGGCCCUAAAAUCAAAGGAGGUGUGGAUGUUUCAGGGGGUGUCAGCGCCCCAGACAUCAGCCUGGGUGAAGGGCACCUGGGCGCCAAAGGUUCCGGGGUCGAGUGGAAAGGCCCCCAGGUCUCUGCUCUCAACCUGGGUGCGCCCACCCUCGCCGGUGGACUUCAUUUCUCAGGACCAAAGGUGGAAGGCGGCGGGAAAGGGGGCCAGAUUGGACUCCACGGUCCUGGGCUGAGCGUGUCCGGGCCGCAAGGCCACUUGGAAAGCAGAUCCGGAAAAGUAACAUUCCCGAAGAUGAAAAUCCCCAAGUUCACCUUCUCCGGCCGCGAGCUGGUGGGCAGAGAAGUGGGGGUGGAUGUCAACUUCCCCAAAGGCGAGGCCAGCGUCCAGGCUGGUGCCGGAGAGGGCGAGUGGGAAGAGUCCGACGCCAGACUGAAGAAGUCCAAAAUCAAAAUGCCCAAGUUCACCUUCUCCAAACCGAAAGGGAAAGGCGGCGUCACCAGCUCGCCAGAGGCCUCCAUCUCGGGGUCCAAAGGGGACCUGAAGAGCUCGAAGGCCAGCCUGGGCUCUCUGGAAGGAGAGGCGGAGGCCGAGGCAUCUUCGCCCAAAGCCAAGUUCUCCUUGUUUAAAAGCAAGAAGCCGCCGCACCGCUCCAACUCCUUCAGCGACGAAAGAGAGUUCUCGGCGCCGACCACGCCCACCGGGACUCUGGAGUUCGAAGGCGGCGAAGUGUCGCUGGAGGGCGGGAAGGUCAAAGGGAAACACGGGAAGCUGAAAUUUGGUACCUUUGGUGGAUUAGGGUCAAAGAGCAAAGGUCAUUAUGAGGUGACUGGAAGUGAUGACGAGGCAGGCAAGUUACAGGGGAGCGGAGUGUCCUUGGCCUCUAAGAAGUCCCGACUGUCCUCUUCCUCCAGCAACGACAGCGGGACGAAGGUCGGCAUCCACCUGCCCGAGGUGGAGCUGGCCGUGUCCACAAAGAAGGAGUAGCCGGCCUCUGUGUACAUACAUGUAUAAAACGCGACAGCCUUGGUGUGUUUGUAUAUAACCUCAGAGAGCAGCACGCCCGCAGCUCAGCAGCAACGCCGAGAGCUGGCCUCGCAGGGCAGGUGCUGGCCGGCCCGCCGCCCGGGCCCUGGGAGCUCCCGACGCCUCAGAGUCCCAGGUCUGUCCAGCCGCGUGCAGAGUCAACAGUAUUUGCCUUAAGAUUUCUCUUAUUUUUAUUUUUUUGCAUUGAACGCGGAGAACUCCUGUUUACUAUGCAAGCUUUUGUGUUUAUUACCCUUAUUGUUACUGAACGUGGGUAGCGUUGGGGUCACCGGAAACCCACUUACUUUUCUCAUUGCAAUGACUUUGCGGGUUUUCGUUAGUGAGGGUGGGGUGGGGGAGAAGGCAGUAAAGGGAACCAGACCCCCGUUUCUCCUAAGAUUGGGUCCACUCAAACAGCAAGCCCCCCACGAUGGCCAAGAGGAGCGGGCGGGCGGGGCCUGGGGGUGUUUCUUGAGAAACCCUGAGCAUUGCUGUCCCCCCCGCGUGGGUGUCCCGCCUGCCUGGUGCUCAGGGUGAGAGGGAGUUGGAAUCUGUGUGCAGUUGGGCUGGCCCUCGGCGCCCGCGGGGCUUCCCUUCUGCGCAUGGUGAGGGGAGCGUUUUCUUCAUGGCCACCCUGUUUCCGAUACUAGUUCUGGUUUCUUUUAACAAAUGUUACCGUGAUUAAGACCCCCCCCCCCCCCCCCGCACUUUAAUGGCAACUUAAUUAAGAAUGUAAGAGAAUUGAUGCUGUCAGAGGCAAAUAAAGCUGUUUAUUAACCUGA